AUGUGAUUGCUCGGUUUACAUUACUUGUACAUUAAUAUUAGUAUUAGUGAAUGUUUGUACCUGUGAGAAACUCUACUUUGACUCUUAACUUGACUUGAAAUUUUAUUAAGCUGAUCAAUAUAUCUCCUACUUAUACUGACAAAGGCUCAACACAAUUUCCAACAUGUUGAAGUCAACAACUAUUUUGCUUCUGGUUGUUGCUUUAGUUGUGGCAGAAACGAAGCAGGAAGAGAUGGUGAGUUUUCCCUCUGAUCCUUCAAAUGGUCCAGAAAAUUUGGGCGAAAACGGCAAGUCCUCAACUUUCACAAUUACUUUGGAUACAAAACAACCAAUUGGAAGCGAACACGUUGAAAAUAAAGAGAACAAUGAAUCGAGUCCUGCAAAGAGUUCUACUCCAGAAAUCAUGAAUAAGGUCAGCACUCUUGAUUCAGACGCCAAAGAGAAAAGCAAUUUGAUUCCUGAAAAGGAUUCUACUACAAAAACCUUGAAUGAGGACAACACUGUCAAUUCAAUUGUUAAAGAUGGGAAAAGUAAUUUGAGUCCUAUAAAGGAUUCUCCUACAGAAACCUUAAAAAAGGAUGACACUGUCGAUUCAUAUGAAACAAAUGAAUUGAGUCCUAAAAAGGAUUCUGCUACACAAACCUUGAAUAAGAACGAUGUAGGUGAUUCGAUUGUUAAAGGAACAAGUGAAUUGAGUCCUACAAAGGAUUCUCCUACAGAAACCUUAAAAAAGGAUGACACUGUUGAUUCAUAUGAAACAAAUGAAUUGAGUCCUAAAAAGGAUUCUGCUACACAAACCUUGAAUAAGAACGAUGUAAGUGAUUCGAUUGGUAAAGGAACAAGUGAAUUGAGUCCUACAAAGGAUGCUACCACACAAACCUUAAAUGAGGAUGGCACUGUUGAUUCAGAUGUUAAUGCAAGAACAUUGAGUCCUACAAAGGAUUCUGCUACACAAACCUUGAAUAAGAACGAUGUAGGUGAUUCAAAUGUUAAAGGAACAAGUGAAUUGAGUCCUACAAAGGAUUCUGCUACACAAACCUUGAAUAAGAACGAUGUAGGUGAUUCAAAUGUUAAAGGAACAAGUGAAUUGAGUCCUACAAAGGAUGCUGCUACACAAACCAAUGAUGACACUGUAGAUUCAAAUGUUAAAGGAACAAUUGAAUUGAGUCCAACAAAGGAUUCUACGACAGAAACCUUGAAAAAGGAAGACACUGUUGAUCCAGAUGUUAAAGAGGCAAGAACAUUGAGUCCUGCAAAGGAUUCUGCUACAGAAACCUUGAGUAAGGACAAUUCUGUUGAUUCAAAUGUUGAAGGAAUAAGUGAAUUGAGUCCUACAAUGGAUUCUGCAACAAAAAUCCCGAAUGAAGAUAGUGCUGAUUUUUCAUCACCAACAUCUAAGGUUGAAAAUAUCCAACAAGAUGAGGAUCUUAACAAUGAAAUUGCUUCUGAAAAUAAAGUUGAAGAAGAAACAAAUUCAGAAGAUGAAGAAAAUUAUGAAAGCAGCGAAGAAAGUAAAACCUUGAAACAUAAAAUAAGUGGGACUGAUGACACUGGCAAAGGAGAAGUUAUUGACAUAUCGAUGAAAUGCUUGGACUGCCUGUGUUACUUUGCCACUGACUGUGAUAUGACCAGAGAAUGUGUUUUGCCCAGACAUAUCUUUUUUUCAUCUGAUGACGGAUUCUCAAGAGGAGAUUGUGGCCCAUUCCACAUAAGUUUUCCGUUUUGGGCAGAUGCAAACAACGUGAAUUUGGAUUUAGGAGAUGCUGCUAUGGAGAAUGAUUGGAGAACAUGCUCCCUUGAUUUGAUGUGUGCAACAGAAACUAUGAAAAAAUAUUUUCAAAAAUACCCUCAUGACUGCAAUGGAGAUGGGAAAGUGGACUGUGUAGAUUAUGCAGCCAUUCAUACUCUCGGACCCUUCGGAUGCCAAAACAAGGGAAACUUGAACUUAUGGAACAGAAUGAGGAGGAAGGGGCUGCUGAAGUGUAUGGUGACUGACGAGGAGGGACAAUACGUCAAGGAAAUGCGCAGACUCAACGAGAAAAUGCAACUGCAAGACUUUGCGGCUAAAAAGAGAGCCGAACUGGAGGGGAAAAGUGUGGCCAAAGAGGAAAAACACGUCACGGAAUACCGUAGCGAGAUUAGUAUUGAGAAAACUGGCGACAACACAGACAUUGUGGUGGACAUUCUAGAGUUGUGAGCCAUUCAGUUGGGUGUACUAAUUACAAUAAAUGUAGUCAUGAAAUUGAA
Molecule: messenger RNA, 2247 nt
Organism: Macrosteles quadrilineatus (aster leafhopper)
Lineage: Eukaryota; Metazoa; Arthropoda; Insecta; Hemiptera; Cicadellidae
Product: protein IWS1 homolog
Exons: 8
Coding region: 164-2197 (677 amino acids)
Molecular function (GO): lysozyme activity
Source: RefSeq, a predicted model, not a curated record